Oncorhynchus keta (chum salmon) is the source of this 3557-nucleotide messenger RNA. Its product is annotated as melatonin receptor type 1A-A-like. Gene Ontology annotation, molecular function: melatonin receptor activity. The record is from RefSeq and is a predicted model, not a curated record. NCBI's taxonomy places the organism in Eukaryota, Metazoa, Chordata, Actinopteri, Salmoniformes, Salmonidae. Gene Ontology annotation, biological process: G protein-coupled receptor signaling pathway. Bases 176 to 1225 code for a protein of 349 amino acids. The transcript is spliced from 2 exons. Gene Ontology annotation, cellular component: membrane.
CAGGGCUAUAAAAGUGUAGCUGCGUGUCGUGGCAGAAUAAUUGAACUUGGGCACUCAGAAGAGGACCAAGCUACAACAGGUGAAAUAGAAGUUUCAGCUGCGCAAAGACGGCUACUAUGGAGCGCAAACCUGAGAUGUAUUACGAGACUGAGAGAAGGUGAAGAGAUACGAUAAAAUGAUAAGAAAUGAAAGCGGUCUGACGAACGGUUCUUCAGUGGCCCCCCACGACACUAACCUGAAUCGCCCUCCAUGGGUUGCGACAACUUUGGGAUGCUUUCUGAUUUUCACCAUUGUCGUUGAUAUUUUGGGCAACCUCUUGGUCAUUAUCUCCGUGUACAGAAACAAAAAACUCAGAAACGCAGGCAACGUGUUUGUGGUGAGCCUGGCUGUAGCAGACCUGGUGGUAGCCUUCUACCCAUACCCUCUGGUCCUCUCCUCCAUCUUCAACAACGGCUGGAACCUGGGCUUCAUUCACUGUCAGGUCAGCGGCUUCCUUAUGGGACUCAGCGUCAUCGGCUCCAUCUUCAAUAUCACCGGCAUCGCAAUCAACCGCUACUGCUACAUCUGUCACAGUCUUAAAUACCACAAGCUGUACAGUGACAAGAACUCCCUGUGUUAUGUCCUGCUCAUCUGGCUGUUGACUGUGGUGGCCCUGGUGCCCAACUUCUUUGUGGGCUCGCUGCAGUACGAUCCCAGGGUGUAUUCGUGUACGUUCGUCCAGUCGGCCAAUUCAGCGUACACCAUCGCCGUGGUCUUCUUCCACUUCAUCCUGCCCAUCAUGAUCGUCACCUACUGCUACCUGAGGAUCUGGAUCCUGGUCAUCCAGGUGAGGCGGAGGGUGAAGCCCGAGUUCAGGCCGAGGCUCACGCCGCAUGACGUGAGGAACUUUGUCACCAUGUUUGUGGUGUUCGUCCUGUUUGCUGUGUGCUGGGCACCGCUGAACUUCAUCGGACUGGCAGUGGCCGUCAACCCCGCCGCAGUAAUACCCAUGAUUCCAGAGUGGCUGUUCGUGUUCAGCUACUUCAUGGCCUACUUCAACAGCUGCCUUAAUGCCAUCGUCUAUGGACUGCUCAACCAGAACUUCCGGAGGGAGUACAAACGGAUAGUUGUCUCGCUUUGCACUGUGACGUUGUUGUUCCCUGACAGUUCCAACGACGCUGCGGAGAGAGUCAAGCCAUCCCCUUUAAUAAACAACAACAACCAAGUGAAAGUAGACUGCGUGUGAGAGGUCAUGAAGGGAGCACUGUGAACAAAGACAUACUAAAAACACAUCUCUACUGCUUCCAGACUGCAGGCUUAUUAAUGAUGUAUAAUGUACUGAACUGAAGCCAAUGACUCUAACAGCGUGUAUGCAGUUUUUAAACAGAUUCUAUUCAGUCAAGGUGCAUUACAGUAGCUGUAUGUUCCCCUCUGUCUAAUUGUUUACAAUAAUGAACUAUAGAUGUAUGUAUUUAUUUUAUAUUGACAAUGGAUAGUAUGGCAUCCUUUCACAGAAUAGAGCUGAAAGGGUUUCUUAUGUUAUGCAAUCUUUACCAGUCUACAGUACUUUAUGUGUAUCUGUAUGAGAAACAACAUAGUAAAGAUUGUUACUUCUGACUAUAACAUCCAAGUUGUAUUACAUACCGUAGGUUGCUGAUGUAAAGGAAAUUCAGAAGCUUGAAAAGCAAUAUGUUUGUUGUGAAGUGUUUCAUAUGCACUGGGAAAUGUGACACAAACGUGGUAACAUGCACAUUCCACAGAUGGGCUCGGCUCUCGUCAUGGCUAUAUGAAGAAAAACUCCAAAUAAACCAUUGCCAUAAGACCAAUCGUUUAAAUAGUGUUAACACAUUGUUUACAACAAAAGUGCUUGCUUGUAUAAUUUUAGAGUAGUGAAAUGUGACUAGUAUGUACUGAAAUAAAUAAGGAAGUAAAUAAUAUGGGUUUCAAGAAGUCAGGGCCAGAGGGAAUAUAAACUGUUAAAACUGACAACAACUGUCACUCUCCUUACUGUAACAAGUCAUAUACGUCUAUCUGAGGUGAUGUGCUGUAGAUCUGUGUGUAAAAGACAUUUAAAGUCCAAAUCAUAUAUUUUAUACUACACUAUCUAUACAUGUAUAAUAGCACUGUACAGUAUGUUUCAGUCUACAUCUAUAUACUGUGCUAUUUUUAAAACAGUAUGUAUUUAGUCUCAAAAUCUGAUGACAAAGAAUCCUAAGAUAAAGGGCAGCUUGAACAUCAUUGGCAUAUAAACACAUUAAGACUGAUAUCCAUAACUUCUGCAGUGCAGCAGAAAUGUUUGAUGCUUCAAAUACUGGACACAUUCCCAUACAUACAUGUUUUAUAUUGUGACUCGUACAUUUUGAUAAUAUACAAUCGUAGCCAAAAGUUUAUAGAAUGAGACAAAUAUUAAUUUCCACAAAGUUUUCUGCUUCAGUGUCAUUAGAUAUUUUUGUCAGAUGUUACUAUGGAUACUGAAGUAUAAUUACAAGCAUUUCAUAAGUGUCAAAGGGUUUUAUUGACAAUACAUGAAGUUGUGUCACGCCCUGACCUUAGAUAGCCUGAUGGCAGCCCAUUCUUGUUGUGUCACGCCCUGACCUUAGAUAGCCUGAUGGCAGCCCAUUCUUGUUGUGUCACGCCCUGACCUUAGAUAGCCUGAUGGCAGCCCAUUCUUGUUGUGUCACGCCCUGACCUUAGAUAGCCUGAUGGCAGCCCAUUCUUGUUGUGUCACACCCUGACCUUAGAUAGCCUGAUGGCAGCCCAUUCUUGUUGUGUCACGCCCUGACCUUAGAUAGCCUGAUGGCAACACAUUCUUGUUGUGUCACGCCCUGACCUUAGAUAGCCUGAUGGCAGCCCAUUCUUGUUGUGUCACGCCCUGACCUUAGAUAGCCUGAUGGCAGCCCAUUCUUGUUGUGUCACGCCCUGACCUUAGAUAGCCUGAUGGCAGCCCAUUCUUGUUGUGUCACGCCCUGACCUUAGAUAGCCUGAUGGCAGCACAUUCUUGUUGUGUCACACCCUGACCUUAGAUAGCCUGAUGGCAGCCCAUUCUUGUUGUGGGUUUGUGGGUUUUUGUUUGUCCACCUGCCUCUUGAGGAUUGACCACAAGUUCUCAAUGGGAUUAAGGUCUGGGGAGUUUCCUGGCCAUGGACCUAAAAUAUUGAUGUUUUGUUCCCCGAGCCACUUAGUCGUCACUUUUGCCUUAUGUCAAGGUGCUCCAUCAUGCUGGAAAAGGCAUUGUUUGUCGCCAAACUGUUCCUGGAUGGUUGGGAGAAGUUUCUCUCGGGAGGAUGUGUUGGUACCAUUCUUUAUUAAUAGCUUCAAUUCUUAGGCAAAAUUGUGAGUGAGCCCACUCCCUUGGCUGAGAAGCAACCCCAUACAUGAAUGGUCUCAGGAUGCUUUACUGUUGGCAUGACACAGGACUGAUGGUAGCGCUCACCUUGUCUUCUCCGGACAAGCUUUUUUCUGGAAGCCCCAAACGAUCGGAAAGGGGAUUCUGACUUUACCCCAGUUCUCAGCAGUCCAAUCCCUGUACCUUUUGCAGAAUAUCAGUCUGUCCCUGAUGUUUUUCCUGGAGAAGUGGC